UGUACAGCACAUGCUUCCUCUUCAUCUUGUUGUUCUUCUUGGUGAAUGAGGAGCUGCCUGCAGAUUCUCAGAAGUGAACAAGCUCCACUUCAGAUCGACAGCCACUUACAGCUGCUGUAUCUUUGUUUCUACUUUGGUCACAUGAAGUAAUGAGUCAAUAAAGUCAUCUUUUCAGUUGAUGUCAGCAUGAACGCUUCCACAGCUUCAGUCCCAAUGGUUCCAAUGGGGUUGGUAACCCAUGCUCCUACUCCAGAGGCUGUGACCAAGAUGCUGAUGCAGGACGUCAACUCAGGCAAUGGAGAACUUGCAGCCUUGAUUGGAGGGAUCGUGGGUGCGGUGCUGCUCGCGCUCAUCUGUGUAAUUGCCGUGUUGAUGUGGUGCCUUUCCAGACAUAAAGGCUCAUACAUCACCAACGAGAUGGACGACGAUGACGAUAUUGAUAACGACGACGAGGAGCCUUUCUGCUCCGAUAUGAUGCUUCAAGCCAACAAACCUCUGAUGAUCGAUGAAGAUGAAGAAAGUAGGAUGGAGACUUGAUGGGAGCAGUCAGGGACAAAUGAGUUUUUAUAGCUUUUUUAUAGUUGUGAGAAAUGUAAGGUUUUAAUUUACAUUUAAAUUUGCACUUUGAUGCCACCAAUUGCCAGCAAUUUAAUUUUUAUUAUAUUUAUUGGAAUCCAAGGCUAAAUUCACUUUCCUAACCAACAUUUCUAGUUUAUGUUGGUUCUCAGUCCUCCAGAUAUUCAUCACUGUGAGAUACUUUCAAUGUCUACUUUGGCAGAAUAACUUUAAAAUGAACUUGCACCCAGAAAUCUUCAGGAAACUCAUUCACCAGAGAGUUGCACGUUGGAACCUCCACCUGCCACCAGAUGCUGCUGUUUUCUCAAACGUGAUAACCAUCCAUCAGCAUCUUAACUCUUGAGUGCCGGUGUUUUUUCCCACCCUGGUCAUAUUUGUGAUCAUAUUUUAAGCUCUUAACUAACUGCAGACUAACUAAAUGCUGACUAACAUACAACUGUCAUGAAUAAUUUCCAGGAAAUAAUCCAUACCAAGAAAUGUGUAAACAUUUAGACCAGAGAGUUGAUGGCAAUUUUCUUAGUUAUUAAAAUACCCUGUGCAUCUAUUUACAUUUUUAUAAGAAUAAAGUUCACACGUUUUGAUAAAUUG
Limanda limanda (common dab) is the source of this 1164-nucleotide messenger RNA. RefSeq names its product small cell adhesion glycoprotein homolog. The record is from RefSeq and is a predicted model, not a curated record. Lineage: Eukaryota; Metazoa; Chordata; Actinopteri; Pleuronectiformes; Pleuronectidae. Bases 187 to 537 code for a protein of 116 amino acids. The transcript has 5 exons.